AAGACAACAUCCCAUUUCUGUUCUUUGUUCUUUAUCAACUAUCAUUUAUAGGUAUGAAAUAGCUGCAGUACCUCUCCAGAAACUUUAGAGAGUUACAAUAAUACUUGAUCUGCCAAUUCUGUUUAGUAUAAACAAAAGACAACACAUAAUUGUUGGUUGAUAGUAUCUGUUUGUGGUUUACUGAGUUGGAUAAAAUGACUAUUCCAAGAAUGCUGAAGCCUUGAUUCCAUUAAUUAUAUGUUUGAAUGAACUAGACUUGCUAUCUCGCACAGCCAGAUUCCCCGGCGUACUAGGAAAAAACCUACUGUCUUCUUCUGUCACCUUCUUUGAGGCAUUGGAAUAGUUUCUUAAUUGUGUUGAAUUUUCCCUAAUAGGAUUUUUCAUCAGAGGACAUGGAGCUUUCGACUAGUGAACUCAGCAUUUACGAUAAACUUUCAGAGACUAUUGACUUGGUGAGACAGACAGGUCACCAAUGUGGUAUGUCUGAAAAGGCCAUUGAGAAAUUCAUCAAACAACUCUUAGAAAAAAAUGAACCACAAAGGGGACCCCCGCGCUUUCCUCUAUUAAUGGUUCUCUAUAAGGGAUUGGUUACCCUGGGCGUAGUUUUACUAACAGCAUACUUCAUGAUCCAGCCAUAUACGCUUUCACCAUCUGAAAACACACUCACCAAAAACCAUCCAUUGGGUUCCCUUUUUCAUCAUAUCCGGUUGCUGCCAUUACCCAUUACCAAGAAAUAUAUGCUGGAGAAAUGUCCAGAGUGGUGGAGCUUAGACUGUAGGUGGAAUAUGUCUCUAACUUCCAAGUGUUCUUGCUGCUGCUCCAUGAGAACGCUUGUUGCUCCAGUUGACAUCAGGCAGCUAUCGGACGUCAGGCAGCUGCAAGGGCAGCCUCUCUUGAUCAAGACAGGACAGUAUCGUUCUUAUGCUGAAAUGAAACAUUUUCAGUCCCUCUACCCGCAAUUGACAAAUUUUGUGAUACAAGAGGAGUCAGCUGAGUUGUGGAGCAGCCCUUCCAACAAGCAGCAAUCUCCACUUCCUGUUUUCUG
Molecule: messenger RNA, 1045 nt
Organism: Thamnophis sirtalis
Lineage: Eukaryota; Metazoa; Chordata; Lepidosauria; Squamata; Natricidae
Source: RefSeq, a predicted model, not a curated record